AAUUGAACGCUCAUAUUGAUAAUGAUAGCAUUGAUUGUAUGAGCGAGAAUUGUUUUUUUUUUUCAUAUCAGGUUUUAUGUUGUAUUAUAGCAGGUGAACUGUGCAUACAGUUGCCAGCGCCAGGUUUGGAUAUUUGAAAGGGUGUCAUUAUUGAGGUAGCCAGAUAGCAUUUGAAUCCCGAAGCACUGGUUGGUCUAAAGAAUUAAUUAAGGAUUGUGCAUCAUUUCAUUACACAAACACCUCUCAACUACUAGUACAAUAUGGGCACCGGGACUAGCAAGGGGAGAAGAGCGGAAGGAAGCGGGCAUAGCGGAGGAGGAGGAGGAGAAGGAGGUGGUCAUGGUGGUGGAGGUGGAGGAGGAGGUGGAUAUGGUAGCGAACGGCCGACUGAUGACAUCUAUUCAGAGUGGCUGAUCUCGUGGAUGAAUCACUUAGGGCCUGUGGAGACCUUUGAAGAGGAGAACGAUUUAGACGACGAUCCCGUACCUGACGGGGGAGAAGGCGGAGGAGGAGCUGAAGGAGGAGGAGCAGCAGCAGCAGGAGGAGGAGAUGGAGAGGCAGCAGGAUCGGGUGGAACAGGAGAAACUCCAGCUGCAGGUGGAAAUGCAGGCGGGGGACAACCGGAGCGUCCAAAGGUGUCAUCGCUCAAGAUUACCGGUGUUGAACUCAAUUCAAGUUCUAAUGGCUUCUUGCACAUGACGGAUGAGUAUGAAUAUGACGAUAAAACCGGUCGAGAACUCAUCAUCCGGAGGGGCCAGGAGUUCAAAAUAGACAUCAACCUGAGCAGACCAUUCAAACCAAACAAGGAACGCAUCAUCCUCCAGCUAACAGCUUCUGCCAAGUGUCCAAGACCAACGGACGGUACUGUCAUAAAUCUGGACAUCAACGGCACGUACAAAGACGAAAAUUGGAGCGCUAAGAUGGAAUCCUCCGAAGACAAAUCCAUCAAGGUCACAGUGAACAGCGCCCCCAAUGCUAUAGUCGGCACUUACAAGGUAACUGUCAAAGUCGAAAAUAGCGCCAAUGGAAUGGAGACGGUGUUCCCUCAAGCGAGAAAGGUCUGGCUUCUCUUCAACCCAUGGUGCAAACAAGAUGCAGUGUACAUGGAAGACAAGGCCGAACGAGAUGAGUACGUCAUGGCUGACACGGGAAGAAUCUGGAGAGGCAGUGAGCGGAACAACCGACCUAAACCCUGGGUUUUUGGCCAGUUUGACCUGGACGUUCACCGGGUGGUCUUUGAGCUCUUGGAGGCACACGUAAAACCGAAGGACAGGCGCAGCGCUGUUAAGGUAUCGAGGUGGUUCUCUUACAUCAUCAAUGAGUUUGUCCUGGUGGGCAACUGGAGUGGGAACUACGAAGGGGGGACCAGACCAACGGCAUGGAAAGGAAGCGUGAAGAUCAUCGAAGAGUAUGGAACCACCAAGAAGCCUGUCAAGUUCGGCCAGUGUUGGGUGUUCUCAGGGGUCUUGACCACCUUCCUUCGCUGUGUUGGGAUACCGACCCGUAGCGUCACAAACUUCGACUCAGCUCAUGACACAGAACUCAACAUGACGAUCGACAACUAUCAAGACGCCGAAGGCAACGAACUGAGUUCUUCAUUUUUCGCCUUUAGGGUAGGAGAAAAGGAUAGGGAGAGGUCAACAGCAGAUUCUAUCUGGAAUUUCCACGUUUGGAACGAGUCAUGGAUGACGAGGAAAGACCUCCAUGGCAGUGACUUUGAUGGCUGGCAGGCUGUCGAUUCAACCCCGCAGGAACUAAGCGAAGGUAAAUACCAGUGUGGCCCAGCUCCUCUGAAUGCAAUCAAACGUGGAAUUGUGAACGUAGGAUAUGAUGCAGGAUUUGUCUUCGGCGAAGUGAAUGCAGACAGAGUAACCUGGCUAGUUGAAGCUUACCCUAAUCAUCGUGAAGGAUUGAAAUACACACAACUGUCUUGUCAGAAAGACAGCGCCGGUCACGUGAUCAGUACGAAACAAGUAGGAUCUAAAGAAAGGAAUGACGUCACUCUCCUUUAUAAAUUCAAAGAAGGCAGUCCUGAAGAACGUGCCGCGGUCGAAGAAGCGGUCAGCAAAGGGAUUAACUGCGGACUGUACGAUGCAGACGGCAUACCAGAUGAUAUAUCGGUGAACGUGCAAUGCAAGGAUGAUCUUUGGAUUGGUGAUUCUUUCAGCGUCACUAUCGAGACGAAAAAUGAGAGUGACUACGCCAAGGAUAUUCACAUCAAGACGAUCGUUAGCAGCGUCCUAUACACAGGUUUACCAAAAGCUACGAUCAAAACUGAGGAAACGGGUUAUUUUGAGCUGGGCAGCAAAGAGAGCAAGCUCAAUGAAGUCCUUGUCGACUACGAGGAUUAUGGCAGCAAGCUAGAUGACGAGGGGAUGUUCCUUGUUCAUGUCAUCGUAAAAGUCAAGGGAAGCACGAGACCGAUCACCAAGCGUGAAAACAUUCGACUGAAACAACCUGACCUUGAUGUGACAGCGGAAGUUGACGGGUCAAAAGUCGCUCUCACGGCCGAGUUCAAGAACCCAUUGAAUAAAACCCUAAAGGAUUGUGAGUUCUCCGUCGAAGCCCCGAAGCUUGUUAAGCCAUUCAAGGUCAAAAGAGAGGAUAUUGGACCCAAAGAGAGUAUAACGUUCAAGUACUCAUUCCAAGCUCGAACAACUGGACGGAAGACCGUGGUCGUCGAGCUCGAUACCCAUCUCCUUAAGGACAUCGAUGGGGAAGUCGAUGUUGAAGUCAAGCCCUAAGUCGCCCAAAUGGUUGAACGAUUUCGUGAAUGCCAUUGCCGAUAAGCCGUACCUAUUCCAAUAUGAGAUGUUUUCCUGAUUGUAUUGUGCAUAUGCAAGUUUUUCAGUUACCCUCUGAAAGGUAGUUGGGUUACUCAAGGGUAGGAAAAGCAAAGGUUUUUAAGCGCUGUAAUAUUUAAAGAUAUCUUUGUUAUGUUAUACAUUCUGCAUUGAUUUAUAAAGGUCUAUUCAUUAACGGACAAGUCCAUCCCAACAAAAAGUUGAUUUGAAAAAAAAUCCAACAAACAUAACCCUGAAAAUUUCAUCGAAAUUCGAUGUAAAAUAAGAAAGUUAUAAAAACAGUUAUGCACAUCCUGGUCGUUAUGCAAAUGAAGAGACUGAUGACGUCAUCCACUCACUAUUUAUUUUGUAUUUUAUCAUAUGAAAUAUGAAAUAUUCUAAUCUUUUCCUCACUGUCAAGUGAAACAAGGAUUAAUCUAUCUAUGAACAUGUGGAAUUAGCAUUGUUUGAUGCUACAUGGUUCAGUAAAGUUGGUCCUUACUGUCAAAUCUGAAAAAAAUGAAAUAUUGUAUAAUUCAAACGAUAGAAAAUAAAAGAAUUAGUGAUUGAGGGACAUCAUCGAACAUCUCAUUUGCAUGUCACUGAAUUGUGCAUAUCACUGUUUUGUGACAAUUAAGCGAAAGUUUAAAUUUUCAUAACUUUCCCUUUUACAUCCGAUUUUUAGUUUGAUUUUUCUCUAUUUAUUCAAAUCAAAAUUUUUUCUGGGGUUGACUUGACAUUUAAGGAAGAGGAUGCCCAUGAAAAUUUAUAUCAUAAGGUAUAUUGGCAACAAUACUUUGACUUUAUUAUCAAAUUCUUUUCUACACAUUUCAUACAUCAUGUAUAUUGCGAUAGGGUAAAAUCCGCCAUUUAACCUCCAGAUUUCCACAAAUCACAACAAACGUAAAAUAUAGAUUUGAAGAUUGGUCUUACCAAGAAACAAACGAAACAAAUAAAAAUGAUGAUAAUAUUGAUUUUAAAAAGAUCCGUCCGUUUUAUGCAAUAUUGAUAUCACUUAAGCUUCCAUUGACUGUAGGCGCUUCACGCUUCAGAUCAAUCAAAAUCCAAUUAUCGCAAGAAAAAUAAGACGUACAUAAUAAGUUUUUUUCAUUCAAAGAGUGAUUACGGGGAUAAUGUAUAGAGAGCACAUCAGUUUCGAUCAACGAAUGCAGAUUGUGUGCCGUUGCCAUCUGGGUACCUUGGUUUCAGUUAUAUUGAGAACUUUUCGAACCUGGGGCCCGUUGCAGAAAGAGUUGCGUUUAAACGCAAGCCAAAAAAUCAAUCGCAAGUCCCAAAUGCGCACUGUCGAUUGGUUGAAAAUCAAGUUACGCAUGAUUUUUAGAGUUGCGAUUGAUUGCAACUCUUUCUGCAACGGGCCCCUGGUAGAAAUAUGAGUCAACCUGUUAACGAAAAUAUUUAUUUAAAAUGAAGAAAAAUCAUUCUAAAUAUAAACCUUGUUUAAGACUAUUUCUUAUUUUUUAAACCUUGUAAUAACUCAAUUGUAACCAUAUCUGACAAUUCGAGUAUACAAAAAUGAUGUGAAUAUAGAAUUGAUGAAAUAAUGACAUUUUGGCUCUUGGGAAUAGAUGAUGUUUAUAUCAUUGCUGUUUUUUUAAUUAUAUCAAUAUUAUUAUCAUUAAUAUUAUUAGUAUUAUUAUUAUUAUUAUUAUCAUUAUUAUUAGUAGUAUUAAUAUUAUUAUUAUUAUUGUGGUUAUUAUUAUUGAUAUUAAUCGCCGCCGUCAUAGUAGUAGUAGUAUCAUAAUAAUCUUUACAGCUGUUAUUAUUGUCAUAAGGAUCAACAUUAUUGAUAUCAAUACUGUUUUAUUCAUAUCAUCUUCCUUGCUCUUGCUAUCAUUGAAAUUACUUUAAUCAUGAUUUCGCAUGUUGCAUGGUUUCUUUCUCACUAGAUUAUUUAAUACUAUUAAUAAUAAUUAUUAAAAUUGUAUCUUUUGGUUCGCCUUAAGAUGAUUUUCUUUUGCUCAAUUUUCUGUAGUGAAUGUACAUAUCCUAGCUUAGACUCUUAUGUUGCGAUUAUUGACAUGUAAAUAUGGAUGUGUCCUAUUAUCUUUCAUAUGCUUUAUUUUCUUUUUUAAAGAAAAUGUUCUCUACUCAAGUCUUUCACAUAUAUAUAUAUAUAUUACAAUCAUUGUAUGAAACAUUGCUGCUGACUACGGCAUAAAAGCAUAAUACUGUGUAUAUACAUGUAAUAUCAGUCAAGCGUAUUAUCCAAGUCUCGUUUUAUGCGUCCAAGCUUCUUAUAAAGUUUCUGGAAAAGUGAAAUCAUGCCAAACGCAAAAUAUAAUUAUUUAGAUAUUUUGGUUUUAUGAUGGAUUUACCUUCGAUGUCUGAUGAUGUAUUUAUUUAUUUAUUUAUCUACUUUUUUAUUUUUUUAUUUAUUUAUUUAAUUUCAAAGAGCGAAUGAUAAGCAUCAUGAAUCUCACGUUUAAUGAGGUUUGUCUUAUCUGAUAAUUUCUGAAGUACCAGACGCUCUCCUCUGCUCCUCAAGCAAUAAAAAUUCAAGGAAAAUUGUCAGUUAUGAUAAUCUAUCGGAUGAAAGAUGUUGAUGAGACCUUCCCCAGAUGUUAAGUUAUACGAAGUUUUAUGACGUGUACAUAUUAUUUUUUUUCCAAAACAAGAUAAAACAAGAAAGUCUGCUCAUGUGUUAAACAUGAUAACGAUAAUGAAACCCUGGGAACAAAUUAGUGAAAAAGGGAAAAUCACAGAAAAAACAAUGAAAGUUUGAGAAAAUAAUAAGACAGUUAUUAGCAUUAAGGUGUUGAGAUUACUGAUAAGAUGGAUAUCCUCAAAUUGGCAAUGCGGGCAGGAAGUGUGAUGUCACACUUCCCCGUUACUUUUUUAUACAUAUUUCACUUCAAUUUUUACUUUAAUCAACUUCAUCCAUGCUGUUGUGCUGUUGUUUCUUUUCAUGUGAGGACAUGUAAAGCCUAUCAUGGACAAAGAGUAUAUAGUAUCAUUUAUAGAAUGGACAAAACAAUAUGUUUUAGGAAAUAUUUUUUAGUGUGCAAAUGAGAGAAUUAAUGUGACGUCAAAAAAUAAAAACUUCAAAAAUUCA
This is a messenger RNA of Lytechinus pictus (painted urchin), 5856 nucleotides long. RefSeq names its product protein-glutamine gamma-glutamyltransferase 4-like. NCBI's taxonomy places the organism in Eukaryota, Metazoa, Echinodermata, Echinoidea, Temnopleuroida, Toxopneustidae. The coding region runs from base 261 to 2744 and encodes 827 amino acids. Gene Ontology annotation, molecular function: protein-glutamine gamma-glutamyltransferase activity. The transcript has 13 exons. Gene Ontology annotation, biological process: peptide cross-linking. The record is from RefSeq and is a predicted model, not a curated record.